AGAGUUAACAGCUGCACCUGUUGAGGUAUACCUGCUGUCGCCGGCACCUGUACCUGUAGCCAAUCAGCACCAGUGCUGCCGGGAACCUACCUGUCAGCAAAAUCCCGACACUCAAACUUCAACAUAAAUCAAACACUUCCCUGGGCAGGGAAUGUCUGUGUCAGGCAAGAAUUAGAGACAAGAGCCGUCAGCAGAGCCUCAGUGCCCGUGCCUGUCGUUGGAGCCUGGGAGCCUGGGAGCAGGAAGAUGUCGAAUGAACUUGAUUUCAGGUCUGUGAGGCUACUCAAGAAUGACUCAGUCAACUUCCAGAAGUUCCCCUAUACCAAUGAGGAUGAGGCCUGGAAGACCUACCUGGAAAACCCGUUGACAGCUGCCACGAAGGCCAUGAUGAGAGUCAAUGGGGAUGAUGACAGCGUCGCAGCUCUGAGCUUCCUCUAUGAUUACUACAUGGGCCCCAAGGAGAAGCGGAUACUGUCCUCCAGCACCGGGGGCCGGAACGACCAAGGAAAGAGGUACUACCAUGGCAUGGAAUAUGACAUGGACCUCACCCCCCUUGAAAGUCCCACACACCUCAUGAAAUUCCUGACGGAGAACGUGUCUGGAACCCCAGAGUACCCAGAUGUGCUCAAGAAGAGUAACCUGAUGAGCUUGGAGGCGACCGUGCCCUCCCCGGGCAAGACAGCACCCCUCCCCGCAGGCCCCAGCAAGCUGGAAGCUGGUUCUGUGGACAGCUACCUGCUGCCCACCAGCGACGUGUAUGAUAACAGCUCCCUCAACUCCUUGUUUGAGAGCAUUCAUGGGGUGCCACCCACACAGCGUUGGCAGCCAGACAGCACCUUCAAAGACGACCCGCAGGAGUCACUGCUCUUCCCAGAUAUCCUGAAAACAUCCCCGGAACCUCCAUGUCCAGAGGACUAUCCCAGCCCCAAGAGCGACUUCGAGUACACCCUGGGCUCCCCCAAAGCCAUUCACAUCAAGUCGGGCGAGUCGCCCAUGGCCUACCUCAACAAGGGCCAGUUCUACCCCGUCACCCUGCGGACCCCAGCAGGCGGCAAAGGCCUUGCCUUGUCCUCCAACAAAGUCAAGAGCGUGGUGAUGGUCGUCUUUGACAACGAGAAGGUCCCAGCAGAGCAGCUGCGGUUCUGGAAGCACUGGCACUCCCGGCAACCCACCGCCAAGCAGCGGGUCAUCGACGUGGCUGACUGCAAAGAGAACUUCAAUACUGUGCAACACAUUGAGGAGGUGGCCUAUAAUGCACUGUCCUUCAUGUGGAAUGUCAACGAGGAGGCCAAGGUGUUCAUCGGUGUCAACUGCCUCAGCACAGACUUCUCCUCACAGAAGGGGGUGAAGGGUGUCCCCCUGAACCUGCAGAUUGACACCUAUGACUGUGGCUCAGGCACUGAGCACCUGGUGCACCGCGCCGUCUGCCAGAUCAAGAUAUUCUGUGAUAAGGGAGCCGAGAGGAAGAUGCGGGAUGAUGAGCGGAAGCAGUUCCGGAGGAAAGUCAAGUGCCCCGACUCCAGCAACAAUGGCAUCAAGGGCUGCCUGCUGUCCGGCUUCAGGGGCAAUGAGACCACCUACUUGCGGCCUGAGGCUGACCUGGAGACCCCGCCAGUGCUGUUCAUUCCCAACGUGCACUUCUCUGGCCUGCAGCGUCCUGGAGGGGCAGUGCCCUCGGCAGGACACGGCAGCUCCAACAGGCUGCCUCUGAAGCGCACCUGCUUGCCCUUCGCUGAGGAGUUUGAGCCUCUGCCCUCCAAACAGGCCAAGGAAGACGAUCUGCAGAGAGUUCUGCUGUACGUGCGGAGGGAGACGGAAGAGGUGUUUGACGCCCUCAUGUUGAAGACCCCAGACCUGAAGGGACUGAGGAACGCGAUCUCCGAGAAGUACGGGUUUCCUGAAGAGAACAUUUACAAAGUCUACAAGAAGUGCAAGCGGGGAAUCUUGGUCAACAUGGACAACAACAUCAUUCAGCAUUACAGCAACCAUGUCGCCUUCCUGCUGGACGUGGGGGAGCUGGAUGGCAAGAUUCAGAUCAUCCUGAAGGAACUGUAAGGACCUCUCGGGAAGCUCCAGGCAAGGAGCCAGCUGCGAAGUGGCCCCACACCGCACACAACCUCUCUUCAUGCCUCAGUGCUGUUACUUGAAUGCCUUCCUUGAGGGAGGAGGCCCUCGAGUCACAAACCCACAGACGUCAGGGCCAAGAAGGGACCUGGGAGGUGUCCUGAACUGAACCCCGACUUCAUGCUUGAAUCUACUCUCUGAACUCUUGCCGGUGCCUGCCCAGCCAGGGACAGUGUCAUCUUGGUUAAUGCACUUAACAGACUGUGUCCCCUUCAAAAGACCCUUUCGUGUGGUCGAGCUGCAGGCCGCCUGUUGAGACGGUGGAGGUGGACCUGCUGCUCUCCCAAAGCUGACUUGACCACUGUCCAGCUCCCAUUCCUCGUUAUUCCAUUGACUUCAGGCCAAGGAUUGCUCUCAUUUUUGCCAGUUAACUUGAACACCUUUGAUUUUCAGUGCAAAUGACUUUUGCAAGACACUGGUGGACACACUCUCUCCUUCACAGACUUCCUCCAGACCAGAUGUAAAUAAUGGAGCUGAUGGACCAGAACACAGUGGAUGCUGUAUAAACAACUGCCAUGCUUGCUCACUGUUGUACACAUUUCUUAUUUACAAUUUUCACUUACUUUAUAUAUAUAUAUAAGUAUAUAUUGUACAUACAUGCAACAUUUUAUAUUUUUCAUGGAUACAUUUUUAUCAUUUCAAAAAAUGUGUAUUUCACAUUUCUUGGACUAUUUUUUUAGCUGUUCAGUUAUGCAUUUUGUAUACUCAUAUAGUAUUUAGUAAUAAAAUUCUGCCUAUGUAUUACUUCA
Messenger RNA from Pteropus alecto (black flying fox), 2873 nucleotides. It is a transcript of the gene GRHL3, whose product is annotated as grainyhead like transcription factor 3. NCBI's taxonomy places the organism in Eukaryota, Metazoa, Chordata, Mammalia, Chiroptera, Pteropodidae. Gene Ontology annotation, cellular component: nucleus. Gene Ontology annotation, biological process: regulation of transcription by RNA polymerase II. The record is from RefSeq and is a predicted model, not a curated record. Bases 247 to 2055 code for a protein of 602 amino acids. The transcript has 16 exons. Gene Ontology annotation, molecular function: RNA polymerase II cis-regulatory region sequence-specific DNA binding; DNA-binding transcription activator activity, RNA polymerase II-specific.